GCUACCGCGGGCCGCGGCAUAAAUCACACCACCCCUUCCUUGCGCCCUGGCUCUGCGUCUCCAAGAGAGAGGCUGCCAUUGGAGCUGUGUAACACUCCUGCUUGCUCUGCCUUCUUCAGUGGAAGAUUCUCUCAGCUCAUCGCCGCCAUGUCUCUGCUCACUGAUCUUCUCAACCUCGACCUGUCGGACUGCACCGGCAAGAUCAUCGCCGAGUACAUAUGGGUCGGCGGCACUGGGAUGGAUAUGAGGAGCAAGGCCAGGACGUUACCGGGACCUGUUGAUGACCCGAGCAAGCUUCCCAAAUGGAAUUUUGACGGCUCUAGCACCGGCCAAGCAACGGGUGACGACAGCGAAGUCAUCCUCUGUCCUCAAGCCAUCUUCAGGGAUCCAUUCAGGAAGGGGAAGAACAUCCUGGUUAUGUGUGACUGCUAUGCACCUACCGGGGAGCCGAUUCCGAGCAACAAGCGGUCCAGCGCGGCAAACAUAUUCAGCCACCCUGACGUCAAGGCUGAAGAACCAUGGUACGGGAUCGAGCAAGAGUACACCCUUCUUCAGAAGGACAUCAAUUGGCCUCUUGGCUGGCCACUAGGCGGAUACCCAGGCGCUCAGGGGCCUUACUACUGCGCCACGGGAGCCGAAAAAUCUUACGGGCGCGACAUCGUCGACGCGCACUACAAGGCCUGCCUCUACGCCGGCGUCAACAUCGGCGGCAUCAAUGCAGAAGUCAUGCCGGGACAGUGGGAGUUCCAAGUCGGCCCUUCAGUGGGCAUCUCGGCAGGCGACGAGCUCUGGGUGGCUCGCUACAUUCUGGAGAGGAUCACUGAGAUUGCUGGUGUGGUCGUCUCCUUCGACCCGAAACCUGUCCCGGGAGAAUGGAACGGUGCUGGUGCUCACACCAACUACAGCACAAAGUCGAUGAGGAGCGAGGGCGGGUACGAGGUGAUCAAGAAGGCGAUCGAGAAGCUGGAGGCGCGGCACGGGGAGCACAUCGCCGCGUACGGGGAAGGCAACGAGCGCCGCCUCACCGGCCGCAACGAGACCGCCGACAUCAACACCUUCGUAUGGGGCGUGGCGAACCGCGGCGCGUCGGUGCGGGUCGGCCGCGACACCGAGAAGGAAGGCAAAGGUUACUUCGAGGACCGGCGGCCGGGGUCUAACAUGGAUCCGUACGUCGUCACCUCCAAGAUCGCGGAGACCACCAUCCUCUGGGAGCCGAACCUCUCCAAUGGCGAGUAGAAUGUUUUUGUUUGAACUACCAGAGAGAGCUGGCGCGUGUGUGAGCUAUCUGCACUGCUGCAUUGCAACGAGGAGACUGGCAGGGUCAGAGACUUCGAAUAACGAUUAUGUCAAUAAUUGAUGCAAAUGAGCUCAGCGUCGGAAGUGGUUGUAGCUUGUCUGUUCUAGAGUCUGGUUUGUAAACCUCUUGUUUUGAACGUGGGUUAUCUGUUCAUCACUUUGAGUUUGGGAUGGAAA
Messenger RNA from Brachypodium distachyon (stiff brome), 1473 nucleotides. Its product is annotated as glutamine synthetase cytosolic isozyme 1-3. The coding region runs from base 148 to 1236 and encodes 362 amino acids. The record is from RefSeq and is a predicted model, not a curated record. Lineage: Eukaryota; Viridiplantae; Streptophyta; Magnoliopsida; Poales; Poaceae. Gene Ontology annotation, molecular function: glutamine synthetase activity. Gene Ontology annotation, cellular component: cytoplasm. The transcript has 13 exons.